This is a messenger RNA of Nymphaea colorata (pocket water lily), 2697 nucleotides long. RefSeq names its product beta-galactosidase 15-like. The record is from RefSeq and is a predicted model, not a curated record. Gene Ontology annotation, molecular function: carbohydrate binding; beta-galactosidase activity. Bases 26 to 2503 code for a protein of 825 amino acids. Gene Ontology annotation, cellular component: vacuole; cell wall. NCBI's taxonomy places the organism in Eukaryota, Viridiplantae, Streptophyta, Magnoliopsida, Nymphaeales, Nymphaeaceae. Gene Ontology annotation, biological process: carbohydrate metabolic process. The transcript is spliced from 19 exons.
AUUUCUCUUUUUUCUUAGGAGAACAAUGGCGUCUUCAGUACUAAGGGUCGCCAUAGUUCUUCUUUCUGUAGCUGUAUUCUUUGGGGUAGCCGCUGGGGGGAAGCCUCUCGUGGUUAGCCAUGACGGGAGGAGCCUCCUGCUCGACGGCCGGCGCCGGAUUAUUAUCUCGGGAUCCAUUCAUUACCCGCGCAGCACGCCGGAGAUGUGGCCCGGGUUGUUCCAGAAGGCCAAGGAAGGAGGGUUGGAUGCUAUCGAGACGUACAUUUUUUGGAAUGCACAUGAGCCUGAACGUCGUCAGUAUAAUUUUGAAGGCAGGCUGGAUUUCAUUAAGUUCGUGAAGGCUGUCCAGCAAGCAGGGUUAUAUGCAAUAAUUCGGAUUGGUCCCUAUGUCUGUGCUGAAUGGAAUUAUGGGGGAUUACCCGUUUGGCUUCAUAACAUUCCCGGGCUGCAGAUGAGAACAAACAAUGCAGCGUUUGAGUAUGAAAUGGCUACUUUCACAAGGAAGAUUGUGUACAUGAUCAAGGAAGCUGGACUGUUGGCAUCCCAAGGAGGUCCCAUCAUCCUACUCCAGAUCGAAAAUGAGUAUGGAAAUGUGAUUUCACCUUAUGGCAAUGCUGGAAAGGCUUAUCUAAAUUGGGCUGCGAAGUUGGCUCUUUCUAUGAAUGUUUCUGUUCCAUGGAUCAUGUGUCAAGAAUCAGAUGCACCACCACCAAUGAUUAACACAUGUAAUGGAUUCUACUGCGACCAGUUUGAGCCCAACUCUUCAACGAGCCCAAAGAUGUGGACUGAGAAUUGGACUGGAUGGUUCAAGAACUAUGGAGGUACUCAUCCUCAUAGACCUGUUGAAGAUAUUGCUUAUGCUGUGGCAAGAUUUUUCCAAACUGGCGGAACCUUGCAAAACUAUUACAUGUAUCAUGGAGGAACCAAUUUUGACAGAAGUGCAGGUGGCCCAUUCAUCACUACAUCAUAUGACUAUGAUGCACCUCUUGAUGAAUAUGGAUAUGCUAGACAACCAAAGUGGGGGCACUUGAAGGAUCUUCAUUCUUCUCUUAAGAUGAUGGAGAAGGCUCUUACUUAUGGUACAAGACAGAACAUCACCCUCGGAGAUCAGCUAGUGGCAUCAAUCUACAAAACAGAGGACGGAACAUCUGGAUGUUUCUUGAGUAAUACCAAUGAUUCUGUUGAUGCCACAGUUACAUUCAAUGGGAUCAAAUACUUUUUACCUGCUUGGUCUGUUAGUAUAUUGCCUGAUUGCAAGAAUGCUGUUUUCAACAGUGCAAAGGUAAAUGUACCCACGUCUCUCAUCAGUGUAAAGGAAGAUGCAAGUGGCCACGCACUCAGAAACUGGCAAUGGCAUAAGGAGCUGGUUUUUUAUAACUUGAGGGCUCCAGAUGUCUUCCCUGCACAGAAACUUUUGGAACAAAUCUCUACAACAGUAGACCACAGUGACUACUUGUGGUAUUCAACUGGUGUUCAUGUCUCAGAGGAGGAUCCUUUCUGGAACAAUGGCCAAGUUGUUUUGAGGGUGAAUACAUCUGGACACGCACUCCAUAUUUUUGUCAAUCAUGUGCAUGUUGGAUUUGGAUAUGGACGUGGUACCUUUGUGGUUGAGCAACCAGUUGAACUCAAACCAGGGAAGAACUACAUAACACUUCUCAGUGUUACCGUUGGCCUCCAGAACUAUGGAGCUUUCUUUGACUUGGCCCCUGCUGGAAUCAGCAGCGGACCUGUUGAAAUUGUGGGCCAAAACAAUGCCACAAAGGACUUGACCUCAAAGUUAUGGAUGUACAAGACCGGCUUAAAAGGCCUAGAAGAUCUCUCCAACUCUCCUGAAACUUUCAGAUGGAGAACAAAGGGCCUCCCAAGGAAUAGCUCUCUAACUUGGUACAAGGCCGAGUUUGAAGCACCAGAAGGUGAGGAUGCUGUAGUUGUUGAUCUUGGAAGCAUGGGGAAGGGGUAUGCUUGGGUCAAUGGGAAGAACAUUGGUCGAUACUGGCCUCUGUAUACGGCUCCUAAGAAUGAGUGCUCGACGCCAUGUGACUACAAAGGAGCAUAUGGCCCAAGCAAGUGCACUACUGGCUGUGAUGAACCAACUCAAAGACGGUACCAUGUUCCGAGAUCAUGGCUCCAAGAAGGUAGCAACACUUUGGUGCUGUUCGAGGAAGUGGGAGGGGAACCCUCUGGUGUGUCUUUCAAGACAGUUCACAAUGACAGAUUGUGUUCCUCUGCUUCUUCUAAGGGAAGUGGGGAUGAUAAGCAGUUGGUGCACCUGCAAUGCCCAUCUGGAAGAACCAUAUCAUCCAUCAAAUUCGCAUCCUUUGGUGACCCGCAAGGGUCUUGUGGUGCCUUUAAAAUCGGAAGCUGCCAUGCCCCCGACUCCCAAUCAAUCUUGGAGAAGGCAUGCCUGGGUCGUGAGAGCUGCUCGGUAUCCGUCUCUGAAGAAGAUUUUAAGAGCAGUUGCCGUCUCCCCACAAUGAGUUUGGCCGUUGAAGCUCUGUGUUAACCAGAGGGCGAAAAGCAAUGGAGGAGCUCCAUUAGUCUAGGCUAGUUUUAUUUAAAGUUAGCUGCUGUUUAUAUUUCUAAAUUUUGCACACCCACUUGUUAGCAGGAUUGGUCAUAGUUGACGCUUGGUUCAGUUUGAUUCAGUAGUGUUUUCUGAUGUCUAAUUCAAGUUUGUAGAUCAGGAAACGCAUGUCA